AUGAAAAAUCUCAAUACUAGUGAAGAGCAUCAAGGUUCUGCCGACGCCGAUAAUUCCGCCGUUUCCGAUGAUGAGGGACCACGGGUAAUCUGCAGCCGCAGUUACCUUGUCCCCGGCAACCCUCUUGCCCCUAAAACAAAAGCUAGGAAAAACAGAAAGCAUCGUAAUGAUCGCGCGGACAGUCGCAUAAACGGAUGCGCCAAGAAAUCUGACAGCAUCAUGAAGGCAAAGCAUGGAGUCCGUGAUAAGGAGAAUGAUGAUCGCGCGGACAGUCGCAUGAACGGAUGCGCCAAGAAAUCUGACAGCAUCAUGAAGGUAAAGCACGGAGUCUGUGGUAAGGAGAAUGAUGAUCGCGCGGACAGUCGGAUGAACGCCGGAAGGCACGACAAGAAAAAGAGCGCGGUGGAAGCUCUACGAGAGGACACUCCGAGUCAAAUGACACGGGGGUUUCGCCUUGGUGCGCUUACGCCCUCUAGACCGGAAAACUCUCAAUGUCCACCCGGCUUCCUUCCAAGCAUCAGCAAGAAGUUCCUCCCACCAAUAAGACAUAGCCCGGAACAUAGGAUCGACGAUCCAUUCCAGCGUGACAUACCGGAAGGGGCUAGGUUCAUCAAGCACACGCACAGUGCGACGGCCUUCACAUUGUUCUACAAUCCGCCUCACCGCCUCGCACCGCUGCCCCGCCACAUGUCCGACAACCCGUGCACCUCACGUGCACGAGGCAACUACCGCCAGAGGGACAAGUCGCAUCUGAAGGCUUAUCGUAGUGGCGGGAAGUCGUUCAGCAAGAUACAGGCAGCGGUGGACGACAGCCGACGGGCCCGGGAGAGCCGGAACAUGGAGAUGACGAUGGCGCGCCUGGCCGACCUUGACGAGCGGGCGGCCCGUGUCGCUCCGGUGGACAGUGGAACCACUGAGCGAGUGCGGCAGGUGCGUGCAAGACAGGAUAGCAUCCGGGAGGAGGGUCACAUACGUGCCAUGAUGAACUUCAUGAAAACAAAGAAAUAA
Mya arenaria is the source of this 1008-nucleotide messenger RNA. RefSeq lists its product as uncharacterized. Lineage: Eukaryota; Metazoa; Mollusca; Bivalvia; Myida; Myidae. Bases 1 to 1008 code for a protein of 335 amino acids. The record is from RefSeq and is a predicted model, not a curated record. The transcript has 3 exons.